Molecule: messenger RNA, 3002 nt
Organism: Drosophila kikkawai
Lineage: Eukaryota; Metazoa; Arthropoda; Insecta; Diptera; Drosophilidae
Gene: Vps53
Product: vacuolar protein sorting 53
Biological process (GO): retrograde transport, endosome to Golgi
Cellular component (GO): GARP complex
Source: RefSeq, a predicted model, not a curated record
GCUGAGCGCUCCUUUUAUCGGUCAUCAAAACUCUGGGCACACCACCUUUUCCACCAAAAUAACAAUUUUUAUUUGUAAGUUUAAACAAAAAUCAGCGAUAUGAGCGAAGCCGCCGUGGCUCUGGAGGCAGACGGAGCCGUCACAGAGAGAAUGGUAGCGAACAACAAGAUCCACUUCUCCAAGGAGGUAAAGCAGGUCAUAGACAAGGUCCUGAAAACGGAUGAUCCCAUGGAUGCACCGGAUUUCAACACCGUGGACUACAUCAAUCAGCUCUUUCCCAACGAGCAGUCUCUGGUGGGCAUCGAUGAGACCAUCCAGAAAAUGCAGUGCGAGGUAUCCCUGAUUGACGACAACAUCCGAUCCGUGGUGCGUGGCCAGACAAACACUGGCCAGGACGGGCAGGUGGCGCUGUGCGAGGCCCAGAAAGUGAUCAGUUCGCUGUUCAGCCACAUCAUCGACGUAAAGUCGCGGGCGGAGCGCACGGAGGAGAUGGUCAAGGAGAUCACCCGGGACAUCAAGCAGCUGGACUGCGCCAAGCGCAAUCUCACCGCUGCGAUUACGACGCUGAACCACCUGCACAUGCUGGUGGGUGGGAUCGACAGCCUCAACAAGCUCAUCGAGCGGCGUUCCUAUGGCGAAAUCCUGAAUCCUCUGCAGGCCAUAACCGAGGUGAACCAGCACUUCCAGCAGUUCUCCGACAUCGAGGAGAUCAAGAAUCUCUCCCAGAGCGUGGACAAAAUCCAGGUUACUCUGGCCCAACAAAUCACCGAAGAUUUCAAAGAUGCGUUUUCCGCAAAGCCUGCGGGUCAAAACCAGCAUCGCUUGGGCCUGAACCAGCUGGCUGAUGCCUGCAAAGUGAUGUCGGUGCUCGAUCCGAAGGUAAAGAAGGAGCUGCUCAAGUGGUUCAUUGCCCAGCAGCUGGAAGAGUACAUGCACCUGUUCCAUGAGAACCAGGAUAUAGCCUGGCUGGACAAGAUAGACAAGCGAUACGCCUGGCUCAAGCGCCAUCUCCUUGAAUUCGAGGACAAGUACGGCCCGGUCUUUCCGUUGGACUGGGAGGUCUCCGAGCGGAUAACCGUAGAGUUUUGUCGGCAGACGCGGGAACAGCUCUCUCAGGUCAUGGCCAAGCGCAACAACGAGAUCGACGUGCGGCUGCUGUUGUUUGCCAUCAAUAAGACACAGGCCUUUGAGCAGCUGCUGUCCAAGCGCUUCACGGGAGUCACGCUGGGAGCCACGGCGGCGGAUCAGGCUCGGGCGCUGGCUGAGCCAUCUGUAACGGAUGCCCCCGCGGGCGUCACCAUCUUCCACGACCAAAUCGGGCAGUGCUUCAAGCCGCACCUGGAUAUAUAUAUACGCAGCAUUGACCGCAACCUCGCCGAACUUAUGGAUAAAUUUGUGGAAAUGUCCCGCGAGCCGUUCAAGUUUGCCGAGGCCAAGACAACCGUGUACCCCAGCUCCGGGGACUUAUUUGUCUUCUACAAGAAGUGCAUGGUGCAAUGCAAUCAGCUGAGCAAUGAGCAGCCGAUGUACGACCUCGCCCUGGUGUUUAAGAAAUAUCUGCGGGAGUACGCCGCCAAGGUACUCGAGGGCAGCACCCCCAAGCUGGUGCCGGCCACCACAGGCAGUUCCAUUGGCAAGAGCGUAUCACUGCUCACCCGCGACAUGCAGAACUUGUCGACGGCCGCUGGGCAAGUGUUUCACAAUUUCUUGAAGGAGGGCGAUACGCAGCGCUUCUCUCGCGACGACUUGAUGCGCAUCUGCUACGUCCUGACCACCGGCGAGUACUGCCUAGAGACUGUCCAGCAAUUGGAGGACAAGCUGAAGGAGAAGGUGACCUCCGCCUAUGUGAGCAAGAUUGACAUGAGCGAGGAGAAGGAUGUGUUUCAUCGCAUCAUCUCCAACUGCAUCCAGCUGUUGGUUCAGGAUCUGGAGGCCGGCUGCGAGACUUCCCUGCAGACGAUGUCCAAGGUACAGUGGCAGCACAUCAACAACGUGGGCGACCAGAGCGCCUUCAUCAGCAGCAUCUGCGCCAACUUUAAGCAAACAGUGCCCACCAUCCGGGACACGUUGGCCAGCUCGCGCAAGUACUUUACGCAGUUUUGUCAUCGCUUUGUGGCCGCCUUCAUACCGAAGUUCAUCAACGUGCUGUAUCGCUGCAAGCUAACGCUCUCGGACGGCUCCAACAAUGUUUUGGGCUGCGAGCAAUUGCUCUUAGACACCCACUCGCUGAAGACUGCACUCCUGGAGCUGCCAUCGGUGGGGUCCAGUGUUAACCGCAAGGCGCCCACCAGCUACACGAAGGUGGUUGUCAAGGACAUGACGCGUGCUGAAAUGAUCAUUAAGGUGGUGAUGACGCCGGUCCAGCCGCCGGCACACUUCACCCAGCAGGUUUUGAAGCUGCUCCCGGACAUCACCAUUGCGGAAUAUCAAAAGAUUUUGGACAUGAAGGCGGUCAAGCGGGUAGAUCAGCUGCAGCUUAUCGAUCUUUUCAAACACACGGCUUCGGCAGCCGCGGUUAGUGGCCUAAUAGAGUCGACGGCUGCGGAUGAGGAGGCCCAGGGCACUGAGGCCCCGGCAGCGGGAGCUUUGGCAGCCAUCGAAGAACCUGAACAAUCGUUGGCAACAGCCGAAUCCAGCACAAUCACCUCGACUACGACAACGGCAUCAUCAUCCACACCCAAGCGAGCGUUCAUCUUCAGCGUCGGCAGCUUUACGGGCAGUGCGGACAAAAAUGCCGAUGGCAGCUCCCAGACGGGAAUCCGGAAGCUGGAGAGUCUGCUAAAGAAGCGGUUUCCUUAGUCCACCUACCUACUAGAUAUCACUCUUCUGACAUCAUUCCGUUGCGUUUGACAAUAUUCUUAAAACAUUUGCUUAACUUAUUGUAUAUUUCUGGGGUUAAUUCUAUAAUAGUUCUGUAGUUUACUUUUGUAUUGUUUGCAGUCCAUCCAAGUCCUUACCAAAUGUUGAAUAAACAUUCGCCUUUUGUGUAUUAACAAGCAAAA